UUGGCCUUUCACCCAUUUAUGUCUGUGUUGACUAAAUGACAGAAGCAAAGACAAGAUAAGGUUCAUCGUUAUCCUAAGACAGCCUACAUAGCCAUCCAUGCAUGACUUUCUACGCAAAGAUGCAAAACUGAAACAUCAGCUAACCGUCUGUUUUUUGGGUCUGCAAAGAAUCAUUCUAUGAAGUUUUUCUCCUAUCACUACCAGAGAAUAUAUAUCUAGCUCACUUGUUUAGCUUUCCUGCACAAAGCUACAUAGAGAUAUGGAACAGAAGCAAGGCAUAGAGCAAUUUAAAGGCCAAGCAAGGUUACCGAAUUUUGCAAUCCCGAAACGCUAUGAUCUUCAUCUCAAACUUGAUCUCUCUGCCUGCACCUUCUCCGGCACCGUGCAGAUUAACGUUAGCAUCGUUGAAGAGACCAAGUUUCUUGUCUUGAACGCUCUUGAACUUGAUGUUCAUCAAGUUUGGUUCACCAACUCUCACGGCCAAAAGUACCACCCCUGCGAUGUUGUUUUGGAUGGAGAUGAUGAAGUUCUUGUUUUGGUAUUUGAUAAAGCACUUGGUAUUGGUGAGGGAGUCUUGGGGGUUGACUUUUCUGCAGUCCUUAAUGCGCACUUGGUGGGGUUAUAUAAAUGUGCUUAUAUGGAUGGGGAAGAGAAAAAGAAUAUGGCUGUUACUCAAUUCGAAGCUGUGGAUGCUAGGCGAUGCUUUCCCUGUUGGGAUGAACCUGCUCUCAAGGCUAGAUUCAAGAUAGCAUUAGAUGUACCAUCAGAGCUGACAGCUUUAUCCAAUAUGCCUAUUAUUAAUGAAAAGUGUGAUGGAGAUGUUAAGACUGUGUCUUUUGAGGAAUCUCCACUCAUGUCAACUUAUUUGGUGGCUGUUGUUGUUGGCCUAUUUGAUCAUAUUGAAGAUACAACAUCUGAUGGGGUAAAGGUUCGUGCAUAUUGCCCUGUUGGGAAGAGUGAUAAAGGGGAAUUUGCUUUAAAUAUUGCUGUUAAGACCCUUGAUCUUUUCUCCAAAUACUUCUCAACGCCUUACUCACUCCCCAAACUUGAUAUGGUUGCGGUUCCUGAAUUUGCCGGUGGGGCCAUGGAGAAUUAUGGUUUGAUCACAUACCGUGAAACUGAACUGCUUUUUGAUCCUUUGCAUUCCACAGCAGCAAGAAAGCAAAGAAUGGCAAUUGUUGUAUCACAUGAAGUAGCACAUCAGUGGUUUGGCAAUCUGGUAACAAUGGAAUGGUGGACUGAUUUAUGGCUUAACGAGGGUUUUGCAACAUGGAUAAGUUAUAUGGCCACUGAUAUUUUGUUUCCUGAGUGGAAAGUUUGGUCUCAAUUUCUUCAAUACACUACUGGUGGCCUAAUUAUGGAUGCCCUGGAACAAUCACAUCCAAUUCAGGUAGAGGUACACCACGCACGUUCAGUUCUUGAAAUAUUCGAUGCUAUCAGCUAUGAAAAGGGAUCUGCUGUUAUACGAAUGCUGCAGGCUUAUCUUGGUGAUGAUAUAUUCCAGAAAUCGUUAAGUUCCUACAUAAAAAGAUAUUCUGAGAAAAAUGCAAAGACAGAAGAUUUAUGGAGUGUUCUGUCGGAGGAAUCUGGUGUCAAAAUCAGUGAAAUGAUGGAUGAUUGGACUAAGAAACAAGGAUAUCCUGUGAUCUCUGUAACAGCAAAGGAUCAUAUUUUGGAAUUUGAGCAGGUAAUAUUGAUCACUUUCAUAAACCAGUCUUUCAAGGAUCAUAUUUUGGAAUUUGAGCAGACACAGUUUCUGUCAGCAGGUUUGCAUAGUGAAGGGAAAUGGAUUGUUCCAGUAACUAUUUCACUUGGUUCAUAUGAGAGACGCAAGAAUUUCCUUUUGGAAUCAAAGUCCAGUGAAGUGGACAUAUCAGAUCUUGUUGACACUUCUGAUACUCAUUUAAAGAAUAAAGAGACAUGUGAUGAACAACUGUGGGUCAAGGUUAAUAUCGAGCAGAGUGGUUUUUAUAGGGUAAAGUAUGAAGAUAAGCUAGCAGCUCGACUUAGGAAGGCUAUUGAGAAUAAUAGCUUGGAAGCAACAGACAAAUUUGGUAUUCUGGAUGAUGCAUACGCCCUUUGCGAAGCUUGUGAACAGUCACUAUCAUCUUUUCUUUCCUUGAUGGAUGUAUACAGAAAAGAAGCUGAUUAUAUUGUCUUAUCAAAACUUAUAGACGUAUGUUACAACAUUGUUAAAGUAUCAAGCGAGGCCAUCCCUGAUUCAGUGAAUGAGUUGAAGCAAUUUUGCAUCAAUCUCCUCAUGUUUCCAGCAGAAAAAUUAGGCUGGGAACCAGUACCUGGAGAGAGUCACUUCAGUACACUUUUGAGAGCAGAAGUCUUGCAGGCCUUGGUUACAUUUGGCCAUGAUAAAACUCAGAAUGAAGCAUUAGAUCGAUUUCAGAAAUUAUUGAAUGAUAGAAACACUCCGCUUCUUACUGCAGAUACAAGAGCGGCUGCUUACAUUGCAGUGAUGAGGAAUGCUGGCAGCUCACACAAGGAAGGCUUUGAGUCACUAUUAAAUGUUUACAGAGAAGCUGAUACAAUGCAAGAGAAGGAACGAAUUCUACGUUAUUUUGCGUCUUCUCCAGACCCAGAUACAGUUGUUGAUGUUUUGAACUUUUUCUUAUCUGAUGAGGUUCGAGAUCAGGACAUUGUAUUUGGACUCCCUGGUGUAAGCUUAGAAUGCCGUGAAACAGCAUGGAAAUGGAUGAAGGAGAACUGGGACCUGAUCCUCACCAAGUAUGGUGCUGGAUUGCUACUCACCCGUUUCGUAAGAGACAUUGUAACACCGUUUUGUAGCAAUGAAAAGGCUGAUGAGGUUGAAGAAUUUUUUGCAAACCGGGUGCAUCCUUCCAUUGCUAUGACUCUGAAGCAAAGCAUUGAGCAUGUCCGAAUCAAGGCGAGGUGGGUUCAAAGCGCAAGGCAGGAGCAAUCUCUUCAAGAGCUAGUCAAACAGUUGGCAGGCAAGAAAUGAAUAUUGCUUGUCAUGCACAUAAUUUGAUCUUGAAUAUUUCCCUUCUGAAAAUGUAUUUUGAUCAGCUGCUUAAGCAUCACCUGUAGGGGUCUAAAUAUGCUAAACUCGUUUAUUGGUAAGAACAAAUAUUUCUUGUUCAUUAUGUAUUAACCCUGUCAGUCUGUUGGUCAAACCCAAAAUCCAAAGCUUAAUAUUUCUCAUUGAGAUUCUUUUUCUUUA
Molecule: messenger RNA, 3193 nt
Organism: Rosa rugosa (rugosa rose)
Lineage: Eukaryota; Viridiplantae; Streptophyta; Magnoliopsida; Rosales; Rosaceae
Product: aminopeptidase M1-like
Exons: 19
Coding region: 260-2974 (904 amino acids)
Biological process (GO): peptide catabolic process; proteolysis
Cellular component (GO): cytoplasm
Molecular function (GO): metalloaminopeptidase activity; zinc ion binding; peptide binding
Source: RefSeq, a predicted model, not a curated record